Molecule: messenger RNA, 1539 nt
Organism: Cyphomyrmex costatus
Lineage: Eukaryota; Metazoa; Arthropoda; Insecta; Hymenoptera; Formicidae
Product: fatty acyl-CoA reductase 1-like
Exons: 9
Coding region: 4-1500 (498 amino acids)
Biological process (GO): long-chain fatty-acyl-CoA metabolic process
Cellular component (GO): peroxisome
Molecular function (GO): alcohol-forming very long-chain fatty acyl-CoA reductase (NADP+) activity
Source: RefSeq, a predicted model, not a curated record
AAGAUGACUAUUGAUUCAUCUAAAACAAUUCCUGCAUUUUAUGCAGGGCAAAGUAUAUUUUUAACGGGUGCAACAGGAUUUCUGGGAAAAAUGUUUGUUGAAAAAAUAUUACGAUCUUGUCCAGAUGUUCGUGAAAUAUUUGUGUUGAUGCGUUCUAAAAAGGAAUUAAGUAUUAACGAAAGACUCGAGAAAAUAUUAAACUUACCGUUGUAUGACGAAUUGCGUAAAGAGCAAGUUUCAAAUUUGGAGAAAAUAAUUCCAAUUUCUGGUGAUGUCAGUGAGAAGGGAUUAGGUUUAUCGGUUGCGGAUAGACAAAUGCUAAUUCAAAGAGUAACUAUAAUAAUUCAUGCAGCGGCGAGUGUCCGAUUUAAUAAUAGUAUACAAUAUGCUAUAUUUGUCAAUGCCAGAUCAACAAGAGACAUCUGUAUUUUAGCUCAAAGUAUGAAGAAUUUAAAAGCAUUAGUGUACGUUGGUACAGCAUUUGCACAUGUAAAUAAAACAUUAAUAGAAGAAAAAGUAUAUCCACCAAUAUCUGAUUGGCGGAAGGUAAUCGAAAUGGCCGAGACGUUGGAUGAGCAUACUUUGAAUAUUUUUACGGCUAAAUGUUUACAUUAUUUUCCCAACACGUAUAUUUUUUCGAAGAAUCUAUCAGAAAAUAUAGUACAGGAUUAUUCUUCAUUCUUGCCUUGCGCGAUUGUGAGACCAUCCAUUGUGGGACCAUCACUAAAAGAACCUUUUCCAGGGUGGAUAGAUAAUGUUUAUGGUCCUGUGGGUCUUUAUAUAGGUGGUGGAAAAGGAGUAUUACGAGUAGCUUACAUGAAUAAAACUGCUUAUGAAGAUAUGGUACCAGUAGACAUUGUCAUCAAAGCUAUAAUAGUCGUAAUUUGGAAAAUAGGAUCAACUACCUCUACCACAAGUUCCACAUCUUUUGUUUUAAAUUGUACAUCUUUACAACACAUGACAUUUGAAGAAGAUAUAAACAUGUUAUUUGACAUUAUAAAAGAUGAAAUACCUUUCGAAGGAACUAUUUGGACACCUCAUACAAUAUUAACAGAUAAUUUUAUUCUAUUUUAUAUAUUAACAAUAUUAUUGCACAUUCUACCAGCUAUAUUAAUUGAUCUGAUUUUAAAAUUUUCUGGACGUCGACCUGUGUUAUUACAACUGUUAAGAAAAAUAUAUGUGGCCAAUCGUGCUGUGGGUUAUUUUUCGACCUUUAAUUGGUACUACAGCACUGCAAAUGGAUCGUCUCUAAUAUCUUUAAUACCACCAGAAAAUCAGGAUACGUUUUCUUUUGAAUCUAGCGAUUUUAAUCGUAGAAAUUACGCCAAGGAUGGUGUCAUAGGUGUAAAAAAAUUUGUUCUUCACGAAGAUACGAAUCAAUUGGAUGCACUCUUGGCACAUAAUAAAAGAGUGUAUCUGCUUGUUAAAGUGAUAAAAACUAUCAUCUAUAUUGGUGUACUUUGGAUUAUAUGCAGAUGGAUCUAUUUUUAUACUUUAUAAAUAAUAUUUAUAAAAAAAUGAUUUAUCCAUAUCAUAUUG